AUGAGCACCAGCGGCAGCGGCAGCGGCGCGCGCUCGUUACAAGGAAGCGGGGGCAGCUGGCAGGCGAUCCAAUUCGCGGCUGGCACGGGGUCGGGGCUGGGCGGCGCCGCGUGGUGGCGAGAGCUGCACGAAGCAGCCACCGCCGCCACCAGCAGCUGCGAAAACAGCCCGCGCGGGCAGAUGCACAAAGGGGUCAGCCCCCGAGGGGAGCAGCUGAAGGCAUUUAGCCCUAGAGGCCAGCAGCGCAGGGGAGAAUUCUCUGUGCCUAGCAAUAUCAGUGGCGUGAGCGUGACCCAUGACCACAGCACCAGAACCAAUGGCAUGGGUGACAGCAGUGCCAUUGAUGGCAUCAGCGCCACCAGCGACACCCGUGGCAGCGGCAAUGGCAAGGGUGAGAGUGAGAGCAGAGUUCCAGAGCCGGUGCGGUCUGACCCGCUGCAGUGGCUACCGCGGUAUGUGAAGGUGGUGGAGGUGGGGCCGCGGGACGGGCUGCAGAACGAGAAGCAGCAGGUGGCGGUGGGCGUGAAGGUGGAGCUCAUUCAUCGCCUCAUGGCCGCUGGGCUGCCUGUUGUCGAAGCCACCAGCUUCGUCUCCCCCAAGUGGAUCCCUCAGCUCUCAGACGCACCGGAGGUGAUGCAGCGAGUGCAGAGCAACGGCCGCACCAAGCUGCCCGUUCUAACGCCCAAUUUAAGAGGCCUUGAGAAUGCCGUGGCAGCCGGGGCCAAGGAGGUGGCCGUGUUUGCUGCUGCUUCUGAGGCGUUUUCCAAGAAGAAUAUCAACUGCUCAGUGGAGGAGAGUCUGGAGCGGUACAGAGCGGUUUGUGAUGCUGCAAGGGACAGAGGCAUUCCUGUGCGAGGGUACGUGUCCUGUGCGGUGGGCUGCCCCUACGAAGGACACAUAGAGCCAGCAGCAGUGGCGAGGGUGGCCAAGGCUCUCCACGACAUGGGAUGCUAUGAGGUGUCUCUGGGGGACACCAUCGGCGUCGGCACUCCCGGCUCAGUGGCGCCCAUGCUGGACGCCGUAUGUGCAUGCGUGCCGCCCGCCUCCCUCGCUGUUCAUUUCCACGACACUUAUGGUCAAGCCCUCGCCAACAUCCUCGUGGCGCUGCAGGUGAUAUGGCUGCCAUGCUUGUGCUCGCAUUCCCGUAUCGUGCCUCACUCCCCUCACCUCCCUCUCCUCCCUCAACCCCACUUCCACGACACCUACGGCCAGGCCGCCAACAUUCUCGUGGCCCUGCAGGCGCUUGCCAACAUUCUUGUGGCCCUGCAGGUGAGAUGGCUAACGCCUGUGAAUGCUCGUGCUGGUGCCCUCAUUGGUGUAUUCCUCAAUAGCUGCUCCGGUAGUAUCCCCUCCUACGCCAAGGGGGCAUCAGGCAAAAGAGGAUGUGGUGUUACUGCUGCAUGGGCUGGGGGUGAUGCACAUGUGUUUGUGUUCUGGAUGGCCCACCAAAUCAUAAGCCUGCAUUCUUUACGUGCUCACCAGCACUGCGCUUCCCUGCUCUCGCCCUCCACCACCCUUACUCCCCACCACACGCAGAUGGGAGUAUCGGUGGUUGAUUCUUCAAUAGCCGGCCUAGGGGGCUGUCCCUACGCCAAGGGGGCGUCAGGCAACGUGGCAACAGAGGACGUGGUGUAUCUGCUGCAUGGGCUGGGCAUUCACACAGGCAUAGACUUUGACAAGCUGCUCGACGCAUCGGCGUUCAUCAGCCAGGCGUUGGGGCGAGAGCCCUGCUCUCGCACUGCUGUGGCCCUCGCCCGCACCAGGCAAACUAUGGCAGAGACACCUAAACUGUGA
This is a messenger RNA of Closterium sp. Naga37s-1, 1794 nucleotides long. The record is from the annotation of a GenBank genome assembly. NCBI's taxonomy places the organism in Eukaryota, Viridiplantae, Streptophyta, Zygnematophyceae, Desmidiales, Closteriaceae.